This is a messenger RNA of Annulohypoxylon maeteangense, 1840 nucleotides long. Its product is annotated as S-adenosyl-L-methionine-dependent methyltransferase. The record is from RefSeq and is a predicted model, not a curated record. Lineage: Eukaryota; Fungi; Ascomycota; Sordariomycetes; Xylariales; Hypoxylaceae. Gene Ontology annotation, molecular function: O-methyltransferase activity. The coding region runs from base 659 to 1840 and encodes 393 amino acids. The transcript has 6 exons.
GAUGGCUUCGCUAUCUGAGAUAGAAACGGAAUUUGGCGCAACUCGGAGGACUUUUGUCUUGUAUUUGUUGUGUUGGUGUCGAAGUACCGUCGCCUCUAUUCCGAGAUAGCAAAUAGUGUGCAGAUAUAGGGAGCUGAAUCUAGCUAGAAAGGGACCUGGGACACGACUCAGGGAAUGGAAGAACAGGCGGUGCAAAAUGGCACCCAAGAAUAAAAUAAUCGCAGCCAAAGGGAUUGGUGACCACAUCUUGGCGCCUAUUCAAAUGAAAAUGUACUUUGUCUUACAUAUGCUGUGUCGGCGCGGUGGGAUAAGGUUAAACCUGAGGCUCUAAUACCUCCUUCAUCGGGAUCUUCCGGUCUAGUCUUUGACGCAACAAUUAAGCCAUAUCAUUCCACUUCAUUUUUCGUCCUAAGUUCUUCAUUUUUGGCCAAGUGUGGUGACUGGGGCUCGUAUUUGGGUAACUAGAAAGCCGCCCCGUUUGCAUACUCGGGGCCAAGGAGGAUUACUCGGGCCUUCGGUAAGCCUGCCCCAUCGCUUAUCACAGGCGUCGUUAUUUACCUACUCUCGUUAACUAAUACUUAGCUUGAGCCAGCAAUACCUACUAAUUGAUUUGCGAUAUUGAAAGGCCCCCAUCAAUAUCCCUGCCGGAGAUCCGAACAUGACAUCCACUACGAAUGGAGUGAAUGGCCACAAGGCCUCUCAGCCUCAGAGCCUCAUCCAGACUCUAAACGGUAUACAGGCCGAAUCAUUCAAUAAUGAUGGCGAAAGAAUCGAGGCUGUUUUAGCAGCAUAUGCUCUCGUAUCUCGUCUCGAGACGCCAUGGGAUUUUGUCGCGAGGACAUGCAUGGGCCAGCCAGCACUUGGGGCUGCCUUGAAGACCGCAAAGGAUCUAAAGCUAUAUGAUAAGUGGCAUGAGCUCGGCGAUGGUGAAAUGACAUGCGAGCAGCUGUCAGAGUUGGUGUCUUGCGACUCUGCUCUCCUCUCGAACCGCGUACUUGAAGAGACCUCAAUAGGCGUUUUCAAGCCGACCAAGUUGUCUAUAUCUUUUACCGUUCCGGUCUUUGGCGAAUGGAUCAACCAUCUCUACGAUGCAACAACACCAUGUUUUUUUAAGAUGCCUGAAUUCCUGGCCCAAAAUGGCUACAAGAAUCCUGUUGAUCCUAACAAUGGCGUCUUCCAGGCGGCCAAAGGCUGGAAAGGUGACAUGUUUGACUACUACAAGUCUCACCCUGUCGAGGGCGCAUCGUUUGACCAUGUAAUGGGAGGAGUGAUGGCGAACCAAGCUGGAUGGCUAGAGAUAUUCCCGCAUAACAAGCUCUUAGAGACAGCAGACGCUCACUCACCCCUCGUGGUAGAUGUGGGAGGCAAUAUCGGCCACGAUAUAGAGCGAUUUCGCCAAGAACACCCAGAAACAGCCAGCCGGCUAUACUUAGAGGAUCUCCCGGACGUCAUUAAGCGCACCAAGUGCCCAGACGAUGUUAACAAGAUAGGCUAUGACUUCUUCACACCCCAACCCAUCAAAGGAGCGCGUGCGUAUUACAUGCAUGGUGUGCUACACGACUGGUCCGAGGAGCCAGCACGGAAGAUUCUAGAGAUGCAGAAGGAGGCAAUGAAGCCAGGAUACAGCACUCUUCUCAUCCAUGACCACAUCGCCCCUGAGACCUUGGCCCACCCGCACACUACGGCCUAUGAUCUGACCAUGAUGGUGAUGGUGGCUGGUGUAGAGCGGCGAGAGGUACACUGGCGCGCUUUGUUGAAGUCUGCUGGUUAUAAACUUGUGCGUAUUUGGAGAUCUCCGCUCGCCGUGCAGGGUGUCAUUGAGGCCGAGCUUGAUCAAUAG